AUGGGUUGUGUGAUGUCCAGUAUCGAUGGAGAUGAGAAGUAUGCGGUCGAGCAAAAUGCCAAGAUAGAGAGAAGAAUCAGGCAGGACAGAAGAUUGGACGCACGCACUGUGAAGAUCCUGCUCCUGGGUGCGGGCGAGUCAGGAAAAUCUACUAUCAUCAAACAAAUGAGAAUCAUCCACGAGCGAGGCUUUCCUGAUGAAGAAAGACGACAGAUAAGGGCAGUGAUCUAUUCCAACAUGAUCGUCGCGUUUCGUCUCUUGCUCGAGAUAAUGAACAAUGAGGCAUACGGGUUUGCCGAUGAGAAGACCAAAAUUUAUGCCGAGACUGUGGAGGCCACGGAUCCCGAUGUUGACGCAGAUGAGGCUUUCACGGAUGAGAAUGUCCGAGACGCGAUGAAGGCGAUGUGGUUGGAUUCGGGCGUGCAACAAGCUGUUGCGAAAGGGCAUGAAUUCGCUUUGCAUGACAAUCUGAGCUUCUACUUUCGAAAUCUGGACCGCAUGUUUGCUCCGAGUUGGAUGCCUGACAAUCAAGAUAUGCUGCAUGCUCGCCUGAGGACGACCGGUAUCACCGAGACCUUGUUCGAAAUGAGGGACAUUAAUUUUCGGAUGAUGGAUGUUGGUGGUCAACGAUCGGAGCGGAAGAAAUGGAUUCAUUGCUUCGAAGGAGUGCAAUGCUUACUCUUCAUGGUAGCUCUCUCAGGUUACGACCAGUGCUUGGUCGAAGACCAGAAUGCUAACCAAAUGCACGAAUCGAUGAUGUUAUUUGAAAGCCUUGUCAACGGAGAGUGGUUCAAGAGAAAGCCUAUCAUACUGUUCCUGAAUAAGAUUGAUCUGUUCAGAGAAAAACUCGCCAUAUCACCAAUCUCGAAGAACUUCCCAGACUACAUCGGUGGGGACACCAACGAAGGAGCGGCAAUGCAGUACUUUGCAGAUCGCUUCCGAGGCAUCAACCGCACAGCAGACCGAGAGAUCUAUAUCCACUACACUAAUGCAACAGAUACCACGCUUCUGAAGGCAACGAUGCAAUCGGUUCAAGAUAUGAUCGUCCAGAAGAACCUCAGCCACCUUAUUUUAUGA
Endocarpon pusillum Z07020 is the source of this 1077-nucleotide messenger RNA. Its product is annotated as Guanine nucleotide-binding protein alpha-2 subunit. Gene Ontology annotation, molecular function: G protein-coupled receptor binding; GTPase activity; G-protein beta/gamma-subunit complex binding. NCBI's taxonomy places the organism in Eukaryota, Fungi, Ascomycota, Eurotiomycetes, Verrucariales, Verrucariaceae. Gene Ontology annotation, cellular component: heterotrimeric G-protein complex. Gene Ontology annotation, biological process: G protein-coupled receptor signaling pathway. The transcript has 4 exons. The record is from RefSeq and is a predicted model, not a curated record. The coding region runs from base 1 to 1077 and encodes 358 amino acids.